CAAGCUUGUGCUCUGAUCUAUCGCUGAGGCAAAAUGGCAGCAGCUGCAACAGGGGAGGUGAAAUUGUUGGGGCAUAAGAUGAGCCUCUUCGUGACGAGGGUGGAGAUCGCUUUGAACCUAAAGAAAGUAGGGUACGAGUUCGUGCAGGUGGAGGUACACGGGCAGAAGAGAUCCUGGUGAAGUCCAACCCUGUGUACAAGAAGAUCCCCGUCCUCAUCCACCAGGGAAAGCCCAUCUGCGAGUCCGCCAUCAUCGUGGAGUACAUCGACGAGAUGUGGACCAGCGAGCCUCCCAUCCUCCCCUCCCACCACUUCGACCGCGCCGUCGCUCGCUUUUGGGCCACCUACAUCGAUGACAAGUUGCUUGCGCUGGUUAGGGCUCUCGCUUUCGGAGCAACCGAAGGGACGUCCAAGGCAGAAGCAGCAGACGGAGGGGCAGAAGCUUUUCAGCUGCUGGAAGAGGCUUUCACCAAGUGCAGCCACGGGAAGGAGUACUUUGGUGGUGACACCAUUGGCUACUUGGAUAUCGCCCUGGGGUGCUGGCUGGGGUGGAUCAAGGCGGUGGAGGAGGUGAGCAGCAUCAAGUUCUUGGACGAGAAGAAGGUUCCGCUGCUGGUGGGAUGGGCGGAGCGCUUCUUGCAGGACAAGGCUGUGAAGGAAGUCACGCCGGAGAUUGACGAAUUCGUACAAUAUGCUAAAAUGAUUUUAGCAUCUGCUCGUUAAAAUUCUAUAUGACUUGGGUUUCAGUUUGUGAUCAUUGUGGGUGAGAUUUGGGUUUAUGUUUUCUGCUGGUUUGUAGGAAUUGCGCUAUGUUGUUGGCGUCCGUGUUAUUUAACCAAAUAAGUUAUUGCCAUA
This is a messenger RNA of Musa acuminata AAA Group (dessert banana), 854 nucleotides long. Its product is annotated as glutathione S-transferase U18-like. Bases 273 to 722 code for a protein of 149 amino acids. Gene Ontology annotation, biological process: glutathione metabolic process. The record is from RefSeq and is a predicted model, not a curated record. Lineage: Eukaryota; Viridiplantae; Streptophyta; Magnoliopsida; Zingiberales; Musaceae. The transcript is spliced from 2 exons. Gene Ontology annotation, molecular function: glutathione transferase activity. Gene Ontology annotation, cellular component: cytoplasm.